CGUUUGAUCGCGAUAUCUUCAACGAAAUGGGAGAGAUCGGGUUGCUGGGUGCUACAUUGGAAGGUUACGGCUGUGCCGGUGCUUCGUCCGUGGCGUAUGGUCUCAUUGCUCGUGAGGUGGAGCGUGUGGAUAGCGGCUAUCGUUCGGCCAUGUCUGUACAGUCGUCGCUGGUCAUGUUCCCCAUCUACAAGUUCGGUACCCCGGAAGUCAAAGACAAGUUCCUGCCGAAAUUGGCGUCCGGUGAGAUUGUGGGCUGUUUCGGCCUGACUGAGCCUAACCACGGGUCAGACCCCAGUGGCAUGGAGACCAAGGCCAAGAAGGUGGAUGGCGGUUACCAAUUGAACGGAGCCAAGACCUGGAUCACCAACUCACCCAUAGCCGAUGUUUUUGUGGUGUGGGCGAAACUCGACGGCGAGAUCCGAGGAUUCGUGCUGGAGAAGGGGAUGAAGGGAUUGUCCGCUCCUAAGAUUGAGGGCAAGUUCUCUCUGCGUGCUUCCGUGACUGGUUCCAUUGUUAUGGAGGAUGUCUUCGUGCCUGAGGCGCACUUGUUCCCGGAGGUCAAGGGCCUCAAGGGCCCGUUCCACUGUCUGUCUAAUGCGCGAUACGGCAUCUCGUGGGGUGCGUUGGGUGCGGCGGAGUUCUGUUUGGCUCAGGCGAGACAGUACACCAUGGACCGUAAGCAGUUCGGUGUGCCGCUAGCACGCAACCAGAUAGUGCAGCUGAAGAUGGCGGAUAUGCUGACGGAGAUUUCCGUGGGGCUACAGGCGUGCCUGCAAGUGGGACGACUAAAGGACGAGGGCAAGUGUGCCACAGACAUGAUCAGCAUGGUGAAGCGUAACUCGUGUGGGAAAGCCUUGAACAUAGCACGUACCGCUCGGGAUAUGUUGGGCGGCAACGGUAUCAGUGACGAAUACCAUAUCAUCAGACAUGUGAUGAACCUAGAGGCAGUCAACACGUACGAAGGAACACACGAUAUCCAUGCACUGAUCCUCGGCCGAGGAAUCACGGGCCUACCUGCGUUCAAAGCAAUUGAUUAAAAAACCCAAAGUUUAUGAGGAUGUCACGUGAAAAACCUAGUUCAUGAGGAUGUCCGGGAUAAGUAAACGCGAGAGGAGCGACAUAGUCGAACAGACAUCUGCUCUUGGGUUGACUGGGUGGUCAUACUCUUGAGAUGCACAUCGAAAUAGAGAAGUUGUAACUGCUUAGCGAAUAAAAUUAUUCUGGAUGAUACCUAGAUAAAGCAAAUUAUGUAUAUACACA
Sphaeroforma arctica JP610 is the source of this 1260-nucleotide messenger RNA. RefSeq names its product glutaryl-CoA dehydrogenase, mitochondrial. Gene Ontology annotation, cellular component: mitochondrial inner membrane. The transcript has 8 exons. Lineage: Eukaryota; Ichthyosporea; Ichthyophonida. Bases 27 to 1037 code for a protein of 336 amino acids. Gene Ontology annotation, biological process: fatty-acyl-CoA biosynthetic process; fatty acid beta-oxidation using acyl-CoA dehydrogenase. The record is from RefSeq and is a predicted model, not a curated record. Gene Ontology annotation, molecular function: fatty-acyl-CoA binding; glutaryl-CoA dehydrogenase activity; flavin adenine dinucleotide binding.